This is a messenger RNA of Astyanax mexicanus (Mexican tetra), 2391 nucleotides long. Its product is annotated as zinc finger protein 239-like. The record is from RefSeq and is a predicted model, not a curated record. Gene Ontology annotation, molecular function: DNA-binding transcription factor activity; RNA polymerase II cis-regulatory region sequence-specific DNA binding. The coding region runs from base 439 to 1392 and encodes 317 amino acids. Gene Ontology annotation, biological process: regulation of transcription by RNA polymerase II. NCBI's taxonomy places the organism in Eukaryota, Metazoa, Chordata, Actinopteri, Characiformes, Acestrorhamphidae. The transcript has 2 exons.
CUGCGGAACCUCUGAAGAGGCAGUUCAGCCGGACUGUGGAGUAAAGGCGCUUCUCCGCGGACUGAGAGCUGCUGCUGCUGCUGAGUUUCCUCGCGCCUGUCUGCAGCAGCUCGGCCGGACCUCGCGUGUGAGUUGAACACGGAGGGUGUUCUGAUCUUCCCGGCGCUCGUGCACUGCGUCGUCUCCCGCUGUGAGUGCUGGGGACUGCUGCGCUCCUACCGGGAGCACCGUGAACCGGGAGUCUGUUGUCAUGGCUACUGAGGACGCCAUCUCCGUGAGCUCUGUGUGAACCAAAUGAAAAUAUUCUCCUGAAAUUCAUCACCAACAACCAGGAUAUUUAACUAAGAGCAAUGUUAAACUGCUGAAAGAGGUGAAGCAAAAGCCAUCCAGAAGAAUCUCCAGAACACGCAGAAACAGUUUGCUACAUUUAACAGACAAAUGAAGCCAAGUCCCAACAUGGAGAAACAGCAGCACUCUGUCAAGAGUUUAACUAAACAGAGUAAUCUCAAAAAACACCAGCGCAUUCACACAGGAGAGAAACCGUAUCACUGCUCAGACUGUGGGAAGAGUUUUAAUCAACAGAGUCAUCUCAAACUGCAUCAGCGCAUUCACACAGGAGAGAAAACGUAUUGCUACUCAGACUGUGGGAAGAGUUUUACUGCACAGAAUAAUCUCAAAAUACACCAGCGCAUUAACACAGGACAAAAACCGUAUUGGUGCUCAGACUGUGGAAAGAGUUUUACUGCACAGCAUAAUCUCAAAAUACACCAGCGCAUUCACACAGGAGAGAAACCGUAUCACUGCGCAGACUGUGGGAAGAGUUUUACUGAACAGUGUACUCUCAAAAAACACCAGCGCAUUCACACAGGAGAGAAACCAUACUACUGCUCAGACUGUGGGAAGAGUUUUACUGAAAAGAGUAGUCUCAAAAAUCACCAGCGCAUUCAUACAGGAGAGAAACCGUAUCACUGCUCAGACUGUGGGAAGAAUUUUACUGAACAGAGUGCCCUCAAAAAACACCAGCGCAUUCACACAGGAGAGAAACCGUAUUAUUGCUCAGACUGUGGAAAGAGUUUUACUCAACCAAGUAAUCUCCGACAACACCAGCGCAUUCACACAGGUGAGAAACCGUAUUGCUGCUCAGACUGUGGAAGGAGUUUUAAUCAUCAGAGUCAUCUCAAAAUACACCAGCGCAUUCACACAGGAGAGAAACCGUAUCACUGCUCAGACUGUGGGAAGAGUUUUACUCAGCAGAGUAAACUCAAAAUACACCAGCGCAUUCACACAGGAGAGAAACCGUAUCACUGCUCAGACUGUGGGAAGAGUUUUACUCAGCAGAGUAAACUCAAAAAACACCAGCGCAUUCACAUAGGAGAGAAAACUCCAUCUUAAAUUAGUUUCGAAGGUCUUUCGGACAGAACACCUUAUCCUACACAAAUGUUUCACUUUGUCAAUUGGGACACGUUCCACCAGAAUCAAACAUGAACUGAAUUUAACAAUGGAUUUUACAGGUUCAGCAAAAUGAAUCUUAUCCAGCGAUCAUGUUUAUUGAAUUCCAUGUUAAGUUUUCUUGAAUGUUUGAUAUUCUAGGACAUGCUUUGUGUGACAGAGCUCAGUUUUUAGGGUAGUUACGGUAGGAGUUCAGUUCUGAAGAAGGGAAAAAAAUGUAGUCUUUAAAAUUUUGAUGUCAUAGUUAGAGUAGGAUUCUUAGCUGGCAACUAAACGUUUAGGACCAAAUCUUCAGAGUUUAUGAUUUGAAUGCUUUUAAUCUCUUUUCUAGUAUAUGCAGAUUUUAUUAUUUCUAUUCAUUUCUAGUAUCUCUGUUUUUACUUUGUGGAAGCCAUCCUCAGUUCCCCAAGCUUAGCAUAGCUUAGAAUAAUUCUAUUAAUCGCUAGGCCCAUCUGUAUGAAAGAAGAAGUGAAAACACCACCUGAGGAACUCCAGAGAGGGCUCCCAAAAGUGAGACUCAAAGCCACAGAGAGGCGACACUGGGCUCGGGUACUGCCAUGUGGACCAGAGGAGCAUCCAGACUCUGCAGAGAGGCCAACAAAAUCCUUUUCAGAGGUUAAAUAAAACGCUCCAGCCGUAGUUCCCAUACUGAAAUCAACCCACUUCAGGCUUGUGUAGUGUAGUAAGGUUAUGGGCUCAUUCAUUCCCUCUGCUGGUGUUCUCAUUUGUCUGUGUUGUAUUACUCAAGUUUUAUACUCUCUUAUCUUUUCCUUAUUGAAUAUUAUAUGUUGCUUAAGGUUUUUUAAUCUCCAAAUUUACUAAGAAUAUCCAAUUAUAAUUAUAUAAAUAUAAUUGUUUUUAUCCAUUACAAACUAUUAUCUUUGUAUUGCUUCACCUCUAUAUUUACUCAUCUGUGUUUUAAUAAACGGCUUUUAUAAUGCA